ACUUCCCGCCUUGUUCGUUGUUAAACGCUAUCAUCUCGCACACCCGGCCGCCUCAAUACCAUCAAACGCGAGCCCGUUAUCCAUUGUCCGAUUCUUCUACACUAACAAGAUGCCCUACUCAGUCAGUAACGGCCACAGAGCGGCGGCCCAUAGCGCCGCAACGCAACCCCAAAUCGAAAACAGUAGAUUCCCUCGUCAAGGUGCGUCUCACCGCAAGGUUGUCAAUAUAGGCGACGUUCUUGAUGACCGUUAUAGAGUCCUACACAUGAUCACCCACAACAGCAAUUCGGUCUCCUAUCUCUGCCGUGACUUGGAAGACGACAAGUGGCGCCGCGUAACCGUUGCCCGCUCGCAUCAAUUCAGCACCGCCAUGGACGAGUUUGAAAAGGGAGCGGAAGCGAGGCGUCGGCUUGGCGAGAAAGAAGCAGAGCGCCAGGGCUUCUGUCUCAAAGUCUUCUCCGUUGUCGGGCCCAACGGUGUCUACAUAAGUCUUGUCUACCCUCUGAACAGUCACGAGGUGGAUUUGCGGUUCUGUGCACCUUACGACGAGGCGUAUUUUAUGAAUCAGCUUAUGCAGUGGGAGAGCCUGGAGUAG
This is a messenger RNA of Neurospora crassa OR74A, 595 nucleotides long. RefSeq lists its product as hypothetical. The coding region runs from base 110 to 595 and encodes 161 amino acids. The transcript has a single exon. The record is from RefSeq and is a predicted model, not a curated record. NCBI's taxonomy places the organism in Eukaryota, Fungi, Ascomycota, Sordariomycetes, Sordariales, Sordariaceae.